AUGGAACCAGAAAACCAAACAGCAGUCUUGGAAUUCCUCCUCCUGGGGCUCUCAGAAAAGCCAGAGCAUCACACAUUCCUGUUUGGUCUCUUCCUGUCCAUGUACCUGGUCACCGUCUUUGGGAACCUUCUCAUCAUCCUGGCCAAUAUCACAGACUCCCACCUUCACAUGCCCAUGUACUUCUUCCUCUCCAACCUGUCCCUCAUUGACAUCUUCCUCUCCUCCACCACCGUCCCCAAAAUGCUGGUCAACAUCCAGACCCAGAACAGAGCCAUCCCCUUUGCGGGCUGCCUUGCCCAGAUGUACGCCUUCCACCUGUUUGGCACCAUGGACAGCUUCCUCCUUGCCAUGAUGGCCAUUGACCGGUUCAUGGCCAUUGUCCACCCACUGCGCUACUCGGUCAUCAUGAGCCCCCGUGUGUGUGGGCUGCUGGUGGUGGGGCCGUGGGUGGUCACCAACCUCCAGUCGCUGGUACACACCUGUCUCAUGGCUCAACUCACCUUCGGAGCUGGCUCUGAAAUCCCCCACUUCUUCUGUGACCUCAUGCCCCUGCUGAAAAUCUCCUGCUCAGACACGCACAUCAACGAGUUGGUCAUCUUUGCUUUUAGUGUCGUCCUGGGUAUCAGCCCACUGUCAUGCAUCCUCCUCUCUUAUGUCUGCAUUUUCUGGGCUAUCUUGAAGAUUCCCUCUGUUCGGGGGAAGUGGAAAGCCUUCUCCACUUGUGGCUCACACCUCACCGUGGUGUCACUCUUCUACGGGACCAUCUUUGCCGUGUACUUGCAGCCCGCAUCUCCCACCUCUUCUCAGAAAGACAAAGCAGCUGCCCUGAUGUGUGGGGUGGUCAUCCCCAUGCUGAACCCCUUUAUCUAUAGCCUAAGGAACGAGGAUAUGAAGAUGGCCCUGGGGAAGCUCUUCAGCAGAGUGGCUUCCUCUCGGUCCUAG
Molecule: messenger RNA, 942 nt
Organism: Choloepus didactylus (southern two-toed sloth)
Lineage: Eukaryota; Metazoa; Chordata; Mammalia; Pilosa; Megalonychidae
Product: olfactory receptor 1I1
Exons: 1
Coding region: 1-942 (313 amino acids)
Biological process (GO): G protein-coupled receptor signaling pathway
Cellular component (GO): membrane
Molecular function (GO): G protein-coupled receptor activity; olfactory receptor activity
Source: RefSeq, a predicted model, not a curated record